Molecule: messenger RNA, 1196 nt
Organism: Osmerus eperlanus (European smelt)
Lineage: Eukaryota; Metazoa; Chordata; Actinopteri; Osmeriformes; Osmeridae
Product: granzyme B(G,H)
Exons: 5
Coding region: 49-759 (236 amino acids)
Biological process (GO): proteolysis
Molecular function (GO): serine-type endopeptidase activity
Source: RefSeq, a predicted model, not a curated record
AGACGUAGAGGCAGAGAGGAACACUCGGACACUCAGCAGAGCUUCACUAUGUGCUUCUCUCUGAACCUGUCUGUUCUGGUGCUGAUGCUUACAUUCUGCAAUCAAGUCCAGGCAGCUAGCAUCUUGGGAGGCAACGAAUCAGUGCCCCACAGUAGACCCUACAUGGUGCUCCUUGAGGUUACCAGUAACCAGAAGAUCAAAACCUGUGGCGGCUUCCUUGUGAGGGACGACUUUGUGGUGUCUGCAGCCCAUUGCGAUGGAGAUUGUAUUAUAGCCAAACUGGGGGUCCACAAUGUUUAUAAUGGAUCUGAACAACACAUGAAAGUAAAAAAGGUUCAUAAACAUCCAAACUUCACCCAAGACUUUCUUAAUGACAUCAUGCUGUUGAAGCUGGAAAAAAAGGCUGUAUUCACCAACCACGUUCAGCCCUUAGCUCUGCCCAUGGAGAAUGACCAGCGAUCAGACCAGUGCCUGGUGUGUGGUUGGGGACGCGGAAAUAUACACAAACCAUAUGCCUCCAAAGUGCUGAGAGAAGUCAAUGUGACAGUCAUUCCCGAUGAUACGUGCAAGAAAAAACAUGUGCUCUGCACACUGGGAGACGACAGACCUGCCCAGGGAGAUUCCGGAGGACCGCUGGUCUGUGGCGGCCUGGCGUUUGGGGUGGUGUCAUACAUGGAGGAUAAAAAAAACGGAUUCAUUGCUUACACACACAUCCCAGAAUACCUUCCCUGGAUUUGCGAGACAAUGACCCAUCACUGAUAACCACACAAAAACAUGCGUUUUUAGUCAGACGAGAUCAGAGGGGCUUGAGUUCCAAACAAGGAGAGAUUGAGCCUUUUGAAUGUAUCAGUACAGUGGCUUAUGGUUAGCUAGAUGCAUAUUUCUACAUUUAGAUUAUCUAAAGCUUUCUGUGUUUGUUUUUGUGCCGUACAGUUGACAGUCAGCAUUUUUUAUGGGAGAUUUAGUUAUCAAAAUAAGAGUAGUCCGUCUUAAUUUAGUUGUAGUUUUACAUUAUACAGUCGCAUCAUUCACCCAGUAAAUGUAUGGGUGAUCCACACAAAAUAUUUUUGUUAGGAUCCAUGUUACAAAAAUGUUAGUCUACACUGCCACCCUGUGGUAAACAUGCAAAAUGUUUUCUUUGCAAAAUCAGUCCUGCCUAUUUCCUCAAGCAAUAUUAUUGAAGAUGCAGGAAGCCC